UUAUAUGCCAAUAAAGCCAAUUUGAAUAUAAAUUAAUUGAGAGAGAGGGGGAGAAAGAGGUGAGAGAGAGAGAAGGGAGGAGAGGCAGUUGGAGAGAGAGAGCGAGAGAGAAAGUAGAGAAAGAGAGAGUGAGAACGAAUGACAGAGGCCACGCGUUGCUGUAUUGGCUCCUCCGUGUGUGUGAGAUGUCAGAACCCUAGAGCGGCAACCAGCAGCAAGAGCGGCCGUUGUGGAUUGUGGUCUGUAGUUCUCUGUAGUGGUCUGUAGUGGUCUGUAGUAGUCUAGUGGUCUGUAGUAGUCUGUAGAUGUCAGUAGUUAUCUGUCCUGAUCUGUAGUUAUCUAUAGUUUUCUGCAUUAGUCUUUAGUGGUCUGAAGUGGUUGUUUAGCAGUUGUGGAGCGGUCAGAAGAUGAACCAGCGCCGGUCUGUGUCGGAACAGAACCAUGUGAUCGAGCGGAGGGUCAGGAGUCGUGACAACCUGCUCAUCAAUGCAGACUUUGGAGAUGACAACUGUUCCAGUUACCAUGGAUACUACCCAGGUCGCAGCAGUGCAGAGCGACAGCUCCUGGCACGUCAGGCGGUUGCUAAGCGACGACAGGCCCUUCGAGGCCCUGCCUACAUGUUCUCGGAUCCGCCCAUCAGCCUCACGGAUGCAGAACAGCGUUUCCUGGAGGCGGCAGAGUAUGGCAAUAUCCCAGAGGUGCGACGCAUGGUCCUACACAUGCCCAGUCUCAACGUCAACGCAGUAGACUACAUGGGCCAGAAUGCAUUGCAGCUGGCGGUGGCAAAUGAGCAUCUAGAGGUGACUGAGCUGCUGCUUGGGAGAGUGGAGCUAUCCAGGGUGGGAGACGCUCUGCUACUGGCCAUCAGUAAAGGUUAUGUACGUAUAACGGAGGUGUUGCUAGGCCACCGUUCGUUCAGUGACGCGCAACGCCUGACAGCAAGCCCUGCCCAGGUGGACAUGUUGGAUGACUUCUACGCUUAUGAUGAGGAUGGGACACGUUUCUCCCAUGAUGUGACUCCAGUGAUUCUUGCUGCUCAUUGUCAUGAAUAUGAGAUUGUCCACAACCUAUUGGGUAAAGGAGCUCGUAUAGACCCGCCCCACGACUACUUUUGUUGCUGUGAUUCGUGCAACUACCAGCAGCAAUUUGACUCCUUCAGCCACUCACGGUCCAGGAUUAACGCUUACCGUGGCCUGGCUAGCCCCGCCUACCUCUCGCUGUCCAAUGAGGAUCCAGUAUUAGCCGCCCUGGAACUCAGUAACGAGUUAGCUGUCCUGGCCAACAUCGAGAAGGAGUUUAAGAAUGACUACCGGCGUCUGUCUGGGCAGUGUAAAGACUAUGUGGUAGGUCUGUUGGAUCUCUGUCGCAGCACUGAGGAGGUGGAGGCUAUACUGAGUGGAGAUACUGACUCAGAGGAGAAGUACCAUCCACCUGGCCGACCCUCACUCAUGCGACUCAAACUGGCCAUCAAAUAUGAACUCAAGAAGUUUGUAGCCCAUCCUAACUGUCAACAGCAGUUGUUGUCUAUCUGGUAUGAGAACCUACCAGGUCUGAGACAGCAGACUACAGCUGUUAAACUACUAGUGGUCCUGGGAGUGGCUGUUGGACUUCCUGGACUAGCUGUGGCUUACCUGGUGGCCCCCUGCAGUAGGGUAGGGAAGGUGAUGAGAAGUCCCUUCAUGAAGUUCGUGGCCCACGCUUCCUCUUUCUCCAUCUUUCUGUGUCUGCUGGUCUUGAACGCUGCCGACCGCUUCGCUGGGACCACACUGCUACCCAACAUGACCACACAUCUCCCCACACGACUGCAACAGAACCAACAACAAGAGGAAGACCCCACCAUGCUGUAUCGUAUGACCACCACCCCCUUCACCUGGAUGGAGAUUCUCAUCAUAUCCUGGGUCAUUGGUAUGAUUUGGGCAGAGGUAAAAGAGAUCUGGUCCCAGGGAGCGGGAGAAUACCUCUUAGAACCAUGGAACUUCUUGGACUUCGGAAUGUUGGCCAUCUUCCUGGCGUCCUUCAGUUCCCGCUUCUCUGCCUAUAACCACACCCACUCAGCCCAGCUAUAUGUCCACACACACUACACCCACCUCUCUACGCUGGACAACAUCACCCUUCCACCACACGUACACUACUACACACUGGCUCGUCUCUCCUGGUUGCCCUCUGACCCCCAGCUGAUAUCUGAGGGCCUGUAUGCGGUUGCCGUGGUGCUCAGUUUCAGCCGCAUCGCCUACAUCCUGCCAGCCAAUGAAAGCUUCGGACCGCUGCAGAUAUCACUGGGACGCACUGUUAAAGACAUCUUGAAGUUCAUGGUGAUCUUUAUCCUGGUGUUCCUGGCGUUUAUGAUCGGAAUGUUCAACCUCUACUCUUACUACCUGGGGGCCAAGCAGAACGAUGCCUUUACCACUCUCGAGGAGAGCUUUAAGACUCUGUUUUGGGCGAUCUUCGGCCUGUCGGAGGUGAAGUCGGUAGUCAUUAACAACGAUCACAAAUUCAUUGAGAACAUCGGCUACGUGCUGUAUGGUGUUUACAAUGUUACCAUGGUGAUCGUUCUGCUCAACAUGCUGAUCGCAAUGAUAAACAGCUCUUUCCAGGAGAUAGAGGAUGAUGCUGAUGUGGAGUGGAAGUUUGCCCGUGCCAAGCUGUGGUUCUCCUACUUUGAGGAAGGCAGGACCCUGCCCGUCCCAUUUAACCUGGUUCCUAGUCCUAAAGCAAUGUUGGGGCUGGCCACUGCUGUUAGAGAGCUGCUGCUACACAGCCACACACAGCCACCUGACGGAGCGCAGCUCAACCAGCUGGGAGACAGUAAAGCUUCAGGAUACAGCAACUCUCCGAGACCCACCAGAUACCAGAAGAUCAUGAAGCGCCUUAUAAAACGUUACAUCAUCAAAGCCCAGACGGACAAAGAAAAUGACGAGAUCAACGAAGGUGAGCUGAAAGAGAUUAAGCAGGAUAUCUCCAGUCUGCGUUAUGAGCUGCUGGAGGACAAGAAUCACAACAUGGAGGAGCUGCAGGAGCUUCUGGGGAGGCUGAGAGAGACUUACAACACACACCACACAGAGGAACACACACAAUAACGCACACCACACAGAGGAACACACCACACAGAGGAACACACCACACUGAGGAACACACACAAUUACACACACACCACACAGAGGAACACACACAAUAACACACACCACACAGAGGAACACACCACACUGAGGAACACACACAAUAACACACACACCACACAG
Oncorhynchus mykiss (rainbow trout) is the source of this 3239-nucleotide messenger RNA. RefSeq names its product transient receptor potential cation channel, subfamily C, member 6a (gene trpc6a). Gene Ontology annotation, biological process: single fertilization; regulation of cytosolic calcium ion concentration; calcium ion transmembrane transport. Gene Ontology annotation, cellular component: plasma membrane; cation channel complex. Gene Ontology annotation, molecular function: inositol 1,4,5 trisphosphate binding; protein binding; store-operated calcium channel activity. NCBI's taxonomy places the organism in Eukaryota, Metazoa, Chordata, Actinopteri, Salmoniformes, Salmonidae. The record is from RefSeq and is a predicted model, not a curated record.